ACUUCUUAAAAGAUCCUCAAGGAAUAGUAAUAAAACAGAAAUAAUCUAUACUUCACCACAAAGAAAAUCCGAAGAAGAAGAAACUCAAACGCCAGCGACAAUCACUGGCGAUACCUCUGAUAGUGAGAGUGAUAAUGGUGUAGAAACGGCUAAUGAGGAACAUGUUGAGUCUGAUGAACGGAUAAAUAAUGAAACCGUUCUUAAUAAAUCUGAUAUAAAUUUGCUUGUUAUGAAUAAUGAAGAGCAAUUACUCCGAGCAAUAGUUGUAGAAUCCGAUGAUCAUUCCUUGGCGCUGUCACUUGACAUGGAAUGUACUUCACAAUCCUUGGUUGUUAAUGCGACCGUUAAAAGCGUUACGAUCACACUAACACCAACACAAAAACAUGUGCGUAUAAGUGUUCUGCAUAAUAAUCAGAGACGGGUAAAGCCUUAUAUGUCUGCAGAGUCUAAUAGUGUACCUGUAGCAACACACACUUAUGUUGUAUCAUUGAGGGAUGGACUAAAUUUAAUUGACGUUUGGGUUAGUCCUCCUAAAGAUAAUGAUUACCGAAAGGAGAAAAGACCAACGAGGAAGAGUAGAAGAUUAGCAAAUGAAGAGGAGACUAACAAUGGCCGAGAUAGUGAGUUAAGGGCUGUUGAUAAAGGAAAAAUGAAAGAAUAUGUUGAAAGAGAAGAAGGUACUGAUAAUGAAGUAAUGAAUUCGGAAAUGAUACAAUCUGACGAAGAUUUUAAUAUGAACUAUGGACAAAAAUAUACACUGUUCGUCACUAGAUUAGAAAUGAACGUUGCCAGAUAA
Molecule: messenger RNA, 796 nt
Organism: Dentiscutata erythropus
Lineage: Eukaryota; Fungi; Glomeromycota; Glomeromycetes; Diversisporales; Gigasporaceae
Source: the annotation of a GenBank genome assembly